AUGUGGGGCGUCGAGAUGGCGAAGAAAUACGGUGAAAUGUUCACACUCAACCUUGGAGGGAAAAGGAUGGUUUACCUCAACUCAUCGCGUGUGGUCAAUGACCUGCUGGAAAAGAGAUCUGCUAUUUAUUCCUCCCGACCGUCACGGCCAAUGCUCGAAGGUAUCAUGUCUGGAGGAUACCGUAUCGUAUUCAUGCCAUCCAGCGAUCGAUGGCGAGCGCAGCGCAAAAUCAUGCAUUCGAUCCUGAACACACAGCAGGCCGAAACGAAGUUCAUUCCCUUCCAGGAUCUAGAAGCGAAACAAUUAGUGUACGAUCUAUACUUGGAUCCGGUCAACUACCAUGCGGCUGGCCAACGCUACUCAAACUCUAUCAUCCUGAGCGUCGUUCUUGGGAGGAGGGCAAAAAAAGAUGAUGAACUACUGAAAUUUAUUUUGGAUUAUACCCCGGUUUUGGGGACCUACAUGUUCAACCCACUACAAAAUCCUGCAGAUUAUGUCACCAUUCUCACACAUCUCCCAAAGCGGCUACAGUGGUGGAGGCCAUUUGGAGAGACCUUUUUUAGAAACCAUGUUAAGUAUAAGAGCCCCUAUCAGGGCGUCGCAAAGCCUUGCUUUGCGGUGGACAUGAUACAAGGGGAGUCGAAGAAAGAAUUUCAAAUGGACAAUGCCCAAAAGAUUUACACCUGGACUUCACUUAUUGAGGCAGGAAGUGACACAUCUCGCACUGCCAUUCUACAGAUGAUCGCAGGCGCUGCUUGUUAUCCGGAGUGGGCGAGAAAGGCUCGAACCAUUCUAGAUGCUGUCUGCGGGACAGAUGCCACGAGAUUGCCUUCCCUGAAUGAUCGGGCCAAAUUACCAUACAUUUCGGCGGUGGUAAAAGAGACCCUGCGAUGGCGGCCUUUCCUGCAAAGCGGUGUGCCUCAUGUUCUGAUCAAAGAUGAUGAGUACGAAGGUUAUCGAUUUCCAGCUGGCACUGAAUUCACCUGGAAUGCUUAUGCUAUUGCCCUCAACGAAUCAGAAUAUCCAGAUCCAUUAACAUUCAACCCAGACAGGUUUUUAGACGAUGACUUGGAUAAACUCACGAAAGGACAUUGGGCCUUUGGAGCCGGACGACGCGUCUGUGUGGGAUUCAACGUUGGCGCAAACAACAUUUGGCUAGCCGCGGCGUGUAUCCUGUACUGUUUCGAUAUUGAGCAAGACCCUGACAAUCCAAUCGACCAAUUCAAUACUCCAUGGGAUGAUCCAUCGCGGCCGCCGUUUAGUGUGAAGAUCAAGCCUCGUAGCGAGGCACAUAGAGCUCUGAUCGAACGGGAAGGAAAGAUUGCUUCAGAUAUACAGUAUUAG
This is a messenger RNA of Talaromyces amestolkiae, 1344 nucleotides long. RefSeq lists its product as uncharacterized. Bases 1 to 1344 code for a protein of 447 amino acids. Lineage: Eukaryota; Fungi; Ascomycota; Eurotiomycetes; Eurotiales; Trichocomaceae. Gene Ontology annotation, molecular function: monooxygenase activity; iron ion binding; heme binding. The transcript has 5 exons. The record is from RefSeq and is a predicted model, not a curated record.